AUGGCUGUGUUCUCCUUGGGGAGCAGCACCAGUAAAAGGGACAUUGGGCGCAUGGACAAACAGAACCAUAAAGCUGGUCACGUGAUCGUCUGGGCCAUGUGGGGCUGGCUGUGGGGGCCCGAGCAGCCAUACAGUCCCCCCCGCAGGCUGCCGUCAGAGGUGGUGUGUGACACUCUGAUGCUGGAGCUGUCGUGGCAGUGCAGAGAGGUCCAACGCUUGCAGAGAGAAAGAGAGAGCCAGGACCAGCGCCUCCGCUCAGGAGUGGACUACAGCUGGCUCCAGAGUGCCCCCCGCAAUUCACACAGCCUCAGCACAGGGGAGAGGCUGGGGCUGGAGGAUCUGUGCUCACAAGUGCCCUCUUCACACUGUGGUCUGGUCAUUCUCAGGUUCCGUGAAGCGGUCCAGGCGCAGGAGCCAGAGGUGCCUGAGGUCCCGGGCCUGUUCCGCUCGGUGCUGCUGCAGACUCUGGAGCAGCUCAGGGAGGAGGAGGACACCCUCAGACUGGCACAGCAGUGGAGCACCCACAAACGCAGCACCCACAAACGUGCAGUCUCCCUGGUCACUUUCAGGUCCCGCCUCCGCAUCAACCCCUUCGGCAGCACCCUGGGGCUCACUUCUGCGGCAGCAGUGGGCGAUCAGCAGGGGGCGGGGCUGAGCAACCUCCACACUGUGUCCCAAGAUGUAGAGAGAGGGGUGGACAGGAGCCAGAGGGUGUGGAGCAUGCCUGACUUUAGGCACCAGAGCACCAGCAGCAAAGUGCUCUGACAGGACACUUUCAGUGCUUGGCAGGGGCGGGACAGGAGCAGGUCUAGGACAGGGGUGGCAACAAGACAGGAGUGAGACAAGGGCAAGAUAAGAGUGAGACAGGAGCAAGACAGGAGUGAGUAAGGAGUUGGACAGGAGUAAGCUGGAAUACGGAUAAUAAUCAAACAUGUCUCAACCAAUAGAAUUUCACGAUCAGAUUUUUUUUUCCUGAACAUUUAAAUUAAAAAUAAAAAUAAUAGCCUUGUCGGAUUAAACUCAGCUUUUCCAUGUCCCUUCAGGUGUGACAUACAGAGUAGCCCCCUGCUGUACACUCCCUGUACUGCAAUACAUGGAGACAACAUCAAAGCUCCGACCCACUGUGGACCAAAUACUCACAUACUCAUCCAAUGGUGAGAUAACUGUACCAGGGCUGCAGUACGAAGGUGUAGUACAAUUACUCCAGCACAAUAGCUUUUAAUACCAUUGUACUUCUCAGAGUAGAAAUCAUAUUACUUU
Boleophthalmus pectinirostris (great blue-spotted mudskipper) is the source of this 1260-nucleotide messenger RNA. RefSeq names its product retinal degeneration 3, GUCY2D regulator (gene rd3). The coding region runs from base 1 to 765 and encodes 254 amino acids. The record is from RefSeq and is a predicted model, not a curated record. The transcript is spliced from 3 exons. NCBI's taxonomy places the organism in Eukaryota, Metazoa, Chordata, Actinopteri, Gobiiformes, Gobiidae.